Molecule: messenger RNA, 3649 nt
Organism: Anastrepha obliqua
Lineage: Eukaryota; Metazoa; Arthropoda; Insecta; Diptera; Tephritidae
Exons: 12
Coding region: 183-3488 (1101 amino acids)
Molecular function (GO): heme binding; oxidoreductase activity, acting on paired donors, with incorporation or reduction of molecular oxygen; monooxygenase activity
Source: RefSeq, a predicted model, not a curated record
UCAAUUUCAUAACUCUAACGAAACACUUCUAAAGCGAGGCUAUUCUAUAUAUUAACACAAAAACGAUUUAAAUUGCUAAACAGAUAUAUAUACAUACAUACACACAUACGUACAGCCAAAUACAUUGUCCUAUAGUAUAUUUCUUUGUUUAUAUUUUGAGUAUUUAUGUGAGUUUACUGAAAAUGUCAAUAAUUUGUCGCAAUGCCGGCAUAUCUCUCGCGCGAAUGUGUGUACUCGGUGAGAAGCAACAAAAAUUACAGCAAUACCAAAUUGUGCUGCAGUCGACAGUCAGCGAUGUCAAGAUUGAAAAUGUUGAGAACAAAUCAGCACAAAACACAUUCGAUUUGGAGUGGCAGCAAGCGCUACCUUAUAAAUCCAUGCCCAGACUGACAAGAUACCAAAUGUUUCGGGGUUUUGUGAAAGGAGGGGAAUUCGUUGAUCUCUCCGUAAACGAUUUUCUUCUUAAAUGUCGUGAACGAUUUGGUGAUAUUUAUCGCAUGGCCGGCGUUAUUGGGCAACCAGAUUCGGUAGUGCUCUUUAAUGUAGAUGACUUCGCGACGGUCUGUCGCACCGAAGGUAUUUGGCCAACUCGGCCAGGCACAGAUGCCGUCAGAUAUUACCGUAAAUCGCGAAAGGAUGGAUUUUUCAAGGAAACCAUGGGUCUGAAUGAUAACGAUGAAAAAUGGGGCAAAUUCCGACAUUUGGUAAAUCCUAUUUUGAUGCAGUCGAAAAAUGCAAAACUCUAUUUGGAGCCACUACAAAAGGUGAAUUUGGAGUUUAUAGAAAGAAUUCGCGAUAUACGUGAUCCACAGACCCUGGAAGUGCCGGAAAACUUUCUGGAAGACAUCAAUCAUCUCACCUUUGAUUCGGUUGCUGUAGUCGCAUUGGAUCAUGAAUUCGGUUUGAUACGCAAGAAUCCCGACUCAAAAGAGGCCAAGAUACUUUGCGAAAAUAUGAGCGCAUUUUUAGAGUCCAUCUUUGAUUUAGGACUCAAACCAUCAUUCUACAAAUACAUAAAGACACCUACAUAUAGACGCUUCGAAAAGUCAAUGGAUCUUAUGUUUGAUGUGACAAAUCGUUAUGUCAACGCAGCGUUGGACCGUUUAGAAAAAAAUCCCGCCAAGGAGGGGGAAGAACGAAGUGUAUUGGAAAAGUUAUUAAAAAUCAAUCGGCAGACUGCUAUCGUAAUGGCUAUGGAUAUGCUAAUGGCAGGUGUUGAUUCGUCAUCUAGUGCGAUCGCUACCAUUCUGCUAUGCAUAGCUAAAAAUCCAGAAAAACAGCUCAAACUACGCCAAGAGCUCUGUGCUGUGUUGCCACACAAAGACGACCAUUUCACUAUUGAGAAUAUGAAACAAUUGCCAUAUCUGCGCGCCUGCAUCAAGGAAGCUUUACGCCUAUAUCCCAUUGGCUUCGGCAGUUUGCGUGAAACUGGUGCUGAUCUAGUAUUGAGUGGCUAUCAGGUGCCCAAGGGGACGCCCGCGCUUAUUAUUUCGAAUAUGCUGCCAAAUGAGGAGCGUUUCUUUCCGCAUGCACGUGAAUUCAUACCGGAACGUUGGUUACGCAAACAGGAUGCAGCGACGAGUGAUAGCAAGCGCCUCACUGCAGAUAGUUUGAAUAAAUUUAUUAAUCUGCCCUUUGGGUUUGGUCCGCGUAGUUGUGUUGGCAAACGUAUUGUUGAUAUGGAAAUGGAAUUGACGUUGGGCAAUUUGGUCCGCCAAUUUCAUAUCGAAUACAACUAUCCGACUGAUAAACCUUUCAAAUAUCAUCUUAUUAGCACGCCGGCGAUUCCUUUGAAAUUUAAAUUUGUCGAUUUAGUUUAUAUUUUGAGUAUUUAUGUGAAUGUAGUGAAAAUGUCAAUAAUUUGUCGCAAUGCCGGCAUAUCUCUCGCUCGAAUGUGUGUACUCGGUGAAAAGCUACAAAACUUACAGCAAUACCAAAUAGUGCUGCAGUCGACAGCCAGCAAUGACAAGAUUGAAAAUGUUGAGAACAAAUCAGCACAAAACAUAUUCGAUUUGGAGUGGCAGCAAGCGCUACCUUACAAAUCCAUGCCCAGACUGACGAGAUACCAAAUGUUUCGGGGCUUUGUGAAAGGAGGGGAAUUCGUUGAUCUCUCCGUAAACGACUUUCUUCUUAAAUGUCGUGAACGAUUUGGUGAUAUUUAUCGCAUGGCUGGCGUUAUUGGGCAACCAGAUUCGGUAGUGCUCUUUAAUGUGGAUGACUUCGCGAAGGUCUAUCGCACCGAAGGUAUUUGGCCAACUCGGCCAGGCACAGACGCCGUCAGAUAUUACCGUGAAUCGCGAAAGGAUGGCUUUUUCAAGGAAACCAUGGGUCUGAAUGAUAACGGCGAAAAGUGGGGCAAAUUCCGACAUUUGGUAAAUCCUGUUUUGAUGCAACCGAAAAAUGCAAAACUCUAUUUGGAGCCACUACAAAAGGUGAAUUUGGAGUUUAUAGAAAGAAUUCGCGAUAUACGCGACCCACAGACCCUGGAAGUGCCGGAAAACUUUCUGGACGACAUCAAUCAUCUCGCCUUUGAUUCGGUUGCUGUAGUAGCAUUGGAUCAUGAAUUCGGUUUGAUACGCAAGAAUCCCGACUCAAAGGAGGCCAAGAUACUUUGCGAAAAUAUGAGCGCAUUUCUAGAGUCCAUCUUUGAUUUGGGAAUCAAACCAUCAUUCUACAAAUACAUAAAAACACCUACAUACAGACGUUUCGAAAAGUCAAUGGAUCUUAUGUUUGAUGUAACAAAUCGUUAUGUUAACGCAGCGUUGGACCGUUUAGAAAAAAAUCCCGCCAAGGAGGGUGAAGAACGAAGUGUAUUGGAAAAGUUAUCAAAAAUUAAUCGGCAGACUGCUAUCGUAAUGGCUAUGGAUAUGCUAAUGGCAGGUGUUGACGGGUCAUCUAGUGCGAUCGCUACCAUUCUGCUAUGCAUCGCUAAAAAUCCAGAAAAGCAGCUCAAACUACGCCAAGAGCUCUGUGCUGUGUUGCCACACAAAGACGACCAUUUCACUAUUGAGAAUAUGAAACAAUUGCCAUAUCUGCGCGCCUGCAUCAAGGAAGCAUUACGCAUAUAUCCCCUCGGCUUUGGCAGUGCCCGUGAAACUGGUGCUGAUCUAGUAUUGAGUGGCUAUCAGGUGCCCAAGGGGACGCCCGCGUUUAUUAGUUCGAAUAUGCUGCCAAAUGAGGAGCGUUAUUUUCCACGUGCACGUGAAUUCAUACCGGAACGUUGGUUACGCAAACAGGAUGCAGCGACAAGUGAUGGCAAGCGCCUCACUGCAGAUAGUUUGAAUAAAUUUAUUAAUCUGCCUUUUGGGUUUGGUCCGCGUAGUUGUGUUGGCAAACGUAUUGUGGAUAUGGAAAUGGAAUUGACAUUGGGCAAUUUGGUCCGCCAAUUUCAUAUCGAAUACAACUAUCCGACUGAUAAACCUUUCAAAUAUCAUCUUAUUAGCACGCCGGCGAUUCCUUUGAAAUUUAAAUUUGUCGAUUUAAAAUAAAGACACAAACGAUGCUUUUUAAUAACCCUACUCAAAGAUAUGUGCAUUAGAGUGCUUAAAAAAUCUGAUCUUCCUACUGGAAUCAUCAAAUCUAUUAGAUUUUGAGGGUUCUGCCAAAAUAUUUCGGAAAAAUAUUAAGAUUUAUGUAAGCUGGACUUAUU